UCACCGAGGCAUCUUUAAAUCACUGAGACCAAAGACCACAAGCAGUCGUGUUUAAAACAAGUUAAACAGCUAACAUCUACACGACUGUUGAAUGCUACAGAACAUCAAACGAUUAUUUUUUUAAGUUAACAAACAGAAGAUAAAAAUGAAAGUAACAGUUUGCUUUGUGCUAGCAGCUCUUCUGGGGAUCGCUUCAUGUGACAUUAUAUGUAUGCAGUUCAAACUAUCGCAUUGCUUCGCGGUAGUUGCCAUUCGCCACUUUAGUAAUCCAAUCUGUGCGUCAAAUAAUGAAUUGAAUGAUUGCCUUCGCACUACAGCCCGAGAAUGUGGUGUAGAAUCGGCACCUAUUGUAGAAGAAGUUCUUGCAAAUUAUGCCGAAACAUGCAAAGAGGGAACGGACAUGAAUAAUAUGUACAAAAAGCAUAAAACUUGUGUGUUUCAAGAUGCAGCAAUAGGAAAUGGCGGGUGCUUGCGACCUAUGUUGGCAGAAAUCCUGACUCUUGGCUACCCUAGCCAAACUCGGGAAUAUCAGGAAAAAGUUUUGAAAGCGGCUUGCAAGUAUAGCGACACUGGAAAUAAAUGCAUUGAUGACAACAUAAACAAGACUUGUGGAGCGGAAGCAGCUAAAUUCCGCCGUGAUCUCAGCGAUCCAUCUGUCAGGCUGUCCAAUCAGGCCUGUGACGAAAUUCAAGCCGAAACUAAUGAAAUACAUUAUGCCCUGCAGCAACACGAUGAGCAUUCUGUUCAUGCUAUGGCACCACACACCCAACAUUUAUCUGCUGUAGGAUCACAGGCUGGAAGUCUACAGAUAGCGUCAACCAUUGCACCAAGCUAUGACGUAAUUUUGAGUGGUGCUAGCAUCAGCAGCGUGUCAUCGCAGCUUAUUUAUGUUUUGAUUGCAACCAUUUUUAUGAAAUGGUUUUCUCCUUAUUAAUUGUUGAAUUUGUACUAUUGUGCCUUUUUGUUUUUGUUUUUGAAAUAAAAAAUUUCUCAAAUUUUA
This is a messenger RNA of Argiope bruennichi, 1000 nucleotides long. RefSeq lists its product as uncharacterized. Bases 146 to 934 code for a protein of 262 amino acids. The record is from RefSeq and is a predicted model, not a curated record. The transcript has 5 exons. NCBI's taxonomy places the organism in Eukaryota, Metazoa, Arthropoda, Arachnida, Araneae, Araneidae.